Messenger RNA from Seminavis robusta, 582 nucleotides. NCBI's taxonomy places the organism in Eukaryota, Bacillariophyta, Bacillariophyceae, Naviculales, Naviculaceae. The record is from the annotation of a GenBank genome assembly.
AUGGAAUUGGCUCUCGACAUUGCCGAUCGUUACAUGAUGGCUGAACCCGACAUCACCUACCAUUGGUGCGCCAUGAAACCCAUUUUCUUGGUAUCGUAUUGGAUCGCAACAAAAUUUUGCUCUGGGCAGUAUGAAACGACAAAAGCCGAAAACCAAGCAUUGUCUCUCGAACAGAUUUUGAAAUCAAUCCCCGAGAUGUCAAGUCAGACGAUUAAACAAUUGGAAAUGCACAUUCUCAAUGUGAUUGACUGGAAGGUCACUGUCCCUACUACUGUUGCCUUCGUGGACGCUUUUUUCGGAUACAUCAUUGCUCAUUUCACCAGUCCUUUCUUUCAACACGCCAAAGCCACCGCGGUUCGCAUCGCUGAGAUCGUAACCGUGGACAAUCGAUUGGCUCGCGUAAAGCGGUCUGUCAUUGCUACUGCCUGUAUUGAACAUGCAUAUCAUUUGGCAAAAGUAUCUUUCAGACUCGACGCCGCAUUGUUUUACGAAGGGGCAACGGGAGUUGAACUGGACGACAGUCUAUAUCACCGCGUUUAUUUGGUCAUUGGUGAUCUAUUGUACCCCCGUGGACGUAAGUAG